Messenger RNA from Synchiropus splendidus (mandarinfish), 5375 nucleotides. RefSeq names its product peroxisomal biogenesis factor 5 (gene pex5). Gene Ontology annotation, cellular component: peroxisomal membrane; cytosol. Gene Ontology annotation, molecular function: protein binding. The transcript is spliced from 17 exons. Bases 2081 to 4165 code for a protein of 694 amino acids. Lineage: Eukaryota; Metazoa; Chordata; Actinopteri; Syngnathiformes; Callionymidae. The record is from RefSeq and is a predicted model, not a curated record. Gene Ontology annotation, biological process: protein import into peroxisome matrix, docking.
CGGGGAAAACCGUGUUCCGAAUCUCGCUUUAACUUAGUGUUCGACGCGUGAAAUCACCAGGCAAGCUUUUACCCGAGCAAUAUUUUGUUAGCAUUGUUGAACUAAACGCUGGCUUUUAACAAUGGACCGGUUGUUAAUGAACUUUGACAGCAGCGUCUGCCUGCACCUGAAACCUCCAGCUUCUGCCUUUAAUACUGCAGUUCCAUUGGUUUUCUGGUGAUGCACGGCCUGCACUGAACUCACAUUUUCCACGAGCAUGCAAUUUCAAGUGGCGUCAUCAAACUGUUCAUGUGUCAUUGUCAGUGUGUUGCAGUUAUUAAUGCCUCUUCUGUAAUCCUCUUACUGACUGAUCCACAUCAUCACAACAGCACAAUACAAAUGCAUGAUGAUACUUUAAUAUAUCAGUUCUGCUGUGUUCGGCUGCCUGUGAGCAAGGUAGUGAUGCGCACAGCGUGUACGCAUAUUUUUUUUAGUUUUGAAUACAGACAAACAACAUAUAAAGUUCUGCAAAGGAUUCCAUUGAUGCAAACGUGAGGCAUGUGGAUUGACAGCAGCUUUUAUUCCAGUUUGAAAAUUAUAUGUCGUUUUCAUGGACCUGAAGCAGGACAUGAAGGAAUUCUUGGCUGGCUGGUGUGACCUUUGAACCUCUCAUCUCUACACGUUUUAUGCAAGACUGUGUCUCGUUCAGUCAUUUUUCUACCUUGUAAGCUGUGUGUCAAGAUGAAUCAUUCAUUUUUGUCAGUUUUGAAACCCCUUUUUUCUUGUCCCACUCAUGGUUUUAGAUUUGUUCCUUGUUUUCAUCGAGUGAGCACUGCAGGCUCUGAUUUGAGGCUUCAUGCCAAACUGUAUUGUUAGCGAAGCCUUAUAACAUUGUUGCAACCUGAAGUGAAAAAAAACUCAAACUUGUUAACAUCCUGUUUGUACAAAUAUAAACUGAAACAAAUAUUGACUUAGGAACGAACAGACUUAACAAACCACAUUAGUGUGAUUUACAUGAGUGAAUUUGGCUCAUUGCGAUCCCGAUCUAGUCCAUCCAGUUACCAGUUCCCUUCAAACAUGUCACAUCAUAACAGUUGCUUUUUUAACUUAAUAACUUGAGCCGGUUUUUAUUACCAACCCUUCAUUAUAGAUGCAUAACUGCUAGAACUACACUAAUGUGAAAUCCUAGGCACCAUUUUGGCCUAUUGCAUCUUUACGCAGCCCAGAUUCUUUACCUCAAAUAACCACCGCUAUAUACCUUCAUGUCAGAAUUUAAAUCUCUUCUAGGAAUUGAAUAAAUCCAAACCAGAUGGUUGGUGUUUCCUCCAAUUGUGCUGGAGGUUUGUUUGUCUCUUCUUUCGGCGGUUUCUUUUUCUUCUUCUUAAACUCAGAUUUUUUUGUAUCCAUUACUUUCUUUAUACCAUAUUAGACCUUGAGUUUAAUUUUUUUCACGUCACUUUUUAAAACUAUUGCAACUGUUUAUUAAUAUCGACAUAUCAAAUCAAACAUAGCCAUAGGUUGUCUAUUUAGACUAUUUUUUAACCAUUGUUUAUUGAUCACAAAAUCUCUAUGCACAUUUUUCGCCACAAUUUCCUUUUUCAUUUGGGAGAUCAUACUUUGACUCGACACAAAAUAAUAAUAAUAUUCAGAUCUAAUUUCCCUAUUGGUGAGAAGAAAAGCUCGUCCAAUCUAAUCUAUAUCUAAACAUCUAUCUUUUGAACAUUUUUUUCAUCAUAAUUUAUCGUUCUGUUUUGACGUGAUGAGACUGAGACAGAAACACCAGGGGGCGGUAGAAAGCCAACAUCACCGCCGCGCUGUCGUCUGCACACAGAGGGCUACACAUAGGACCUGUCGGUGUUAUGACAAAUCUCUGCAGGGGUCAGGGAAGUUUAGUCGGACACGGUGGAUAACCGAGUCAGCUGUUUGUCCUCGACGCGGAUGUAGGUCACUGAGAUGAGCUGCACAGAAGCCGCGCUUUUCCUCAUUUCCUGGGUACCGAGCUCCACCAUCCCAUGGAUGUUCAGGUUCCUUUCACUGCUGUGAUUUUUGCUCUCUGGGCUGUCCACUUGCCUUACAAGGUUCCCUCCAUCCUUGUGUUGCCAUGGCGAUGCGGGAGUUGGUGGAGGCCGAUUGCGGGGGAGCCAACCCCCUCAUGAAGCUGACUGGCCAUGUGACCCAGGAAGGAGGGGCGUGGCGCCACCGCUCCACCCCGACGAUUCCUCCAACUCCCAUUGAACUAGCCACUGAAGAAGAGCUGGUGAAUGAGUUCCUUCAGGCCCCGCCGAGACCCCCGCAGACCUUCGACAUGGGUCAGCUGUUGGAGGAGAUGCAGCAGAUCGACCAGCAGAGCUUCAGACAGGCUCCACAGAGAGCUCCCGACGUGGCGGCGCUGGCUCUCUCCGGAGACUGGACGGCAGAGUUCCUCUCGAGCUCCGACUCGGCUUCUGCACCGGGGCUCAUCGCUCUCGGAGACGCCGCAGACGCCGACUGGACUAAAGAGUUUAUUGCCGAGGCGGCAGAUCCCGGGCGAUGGGCCGAGGAGUAUCUGGAGCAGUCCGAGGAGAAGCUGUGGCUGGGAGAUCUGGGAGAUAAAGAGAACGAGUGGACAAAAGAAUAUCAGGCCUCAGAGGAGCUCAAGCAAACCGCCAAUGAACUUGUGGCAAAGGUCACCGACCCCAAGUUACAGAACACAGAGUUCCUGCGGUUCAUUAGACAAAUUGGCGAGGGCAGUGUCACAGUGGAGAGCAAGACAGACAAACAGCUGACAGAUAAAGCUCAGGCCCAGGAAGCUCAGAACUGGGCCUCCAACCUCAACCAGUUCCUGACAGAGACAGGGGGAGGAAGUCUUCCAUUGGAGACCCCUGAGCGGAACGAGAAGAUUGAGCUAACUAAAGCUAAACAGGCCGAGCAGUGGGCCAAGGUCGUCAGGCAGAACUUGCCGCCUGAGUCCAACCUCUUUCCUUCCUCACCUCAUUUCCAGGUGUCUGAGGAGUCAGCGGAAGCUUGGGUGGAUGAGUUUGCAGCAACGGGGCCUGAUUUUCAACAAGCCAAAGCUGCUGUGGAGAGUGACGUGGAUUUCUGGGAGAAGCUGCAGGAGGAGUGGGAGGAGAUGGCCAAGAGGGACGCAGAGAGCCACCCGUGGCUGUCGGAGUUUGACCAGCUGCUGACCACCUCCUACGACAAGGGUUACCAGUUUGAGGAGGAGAACCCGUACCUGAGCCACCCAGACCCGCUGACGGAGGGAGUGAAGAGGAUGGAGGCGGGCGACAUUCCUGGAGCUGUUCGCUUCUUCGAAAGUGCCGUUCAGAAAGAACCGGAAAACCAGCUGGCGUGGCAAUAUCUGGGAACCUGCCAAGCAGAAAAUGAACAGGAGUUUGCUGCCAUCAGCGCCCUGCGCAGAUGUCUGGAGUUGAAGAGCGACAACCUGACGGCACUCAUGGCUCUGGCCGUCAGCUUCACCAACGAGUCUCUGCACCGGCAAGCCUGCGAGACACUGCGCGACUGGAUCAAACACAACCCCAAGUACCGCGGCGUGCUGCAGCAGGACGAGCUGCAGAGGGACGCCACCGAAGCUGGCGAGAAGGAGAGGGAGCGCUUCGGCUCGCUGCUGCCGGAGUCCUUGUUCACUGACGUCCAGUCCAUGUUCCUAAGAGCCGCCAACGCAGACUCCUCUCAGGUGGAUCCUCAGCUGCAGUGCGGACUCGGCGUCCUCUUCAACCUCAGUGGCGAGUACGACAAGGCGGUGGACUGCUUCUCCGCCGCACUCUCCGUCACGCCACAGGACUACCUGCUGUGGAACAAGCUGGGCGCCACGCUAGCAAAUGGCAGUCGCUCGGAGGAGGCCGUCGCCGCCUACAGAAGAGCCCUGGAAUUGCAGCCGGGCUUUGUCCGCAGCCGGUACAAUCUGGGAAUCAGCUGUGUGAACCUGGGAGCUCACAGGGAGGCGGUGGAGCACUUCAUCGAGGCCCUGUCUCUGCAGCGACAGGCGGCUGGUGACCGAGCCACCGCGGCAAAGGGACCCGGGGGCGCGGCCGCUGCUGUGAUGUCCGACAACAUCUGGUCCACACUGCGCAUGGCCCUGAGCAUGAUGGGCGAGACCGCACUGUACCCCGCCGCCGACCGCCGGGACUUGGACACACUGCUGGCUCACUUCUGCCAGAGGGAACCGGAGGGCAGUACCGAAUGAGGGCCGGCCGGGGGAGGGGUCAUCGAGUGUGAGUGCGCCUUACAUGGAGGCGAAUGUUCAAGGACUGAGUGAAGAACCGCCAGGCGGACCGACUGUUCUGCAGGUGGUGAAACACGGCCUUUUAUUAUUUAUCAAGAACCUGGGGAGACUGGCAUCAUGGCUGCUCACCUCCUGACCUGGUUAGCCCCUUGACAUUUGUUUACAUUGGUGUCUCAGUUACAAGCCAAUGUCGGUUUGAUUCCAUCUGAAGUGGAAACUUCCACGGACUGUUGUUCAGGUCAUUUCACAUCCAAGAGGAGAAGAAGCCGCCGCGAUAGGAAAGAGAACAACACAGCAACAUAGAAAUAAAAUUCAUUGACUACAAUAUAAUUUAAAAAAUAUGGCGUAUACACCUCAUGUUCCUGAGAGAUAAUUUUCCUGAUUUUAAUUUAAGUAACAAAAGUGCACCUUAAAUAUUUUCAUUGAGGAAUAAAUAAUAUAUAAUAACAUGAAUGUUACUUUUAAAAAGUCACUUCUCAGUAGUUGAAUAUAAAAUAUACAAGUUUUAAAAUAGUAAUGAUGAACAUUUAUAUGAGCAAAAAACCCUGAAAAUGAUCACCUAUAUCAAAAACAUAUCUACUUAUUAUAAGACAUUUAUUUGUUUCAGGACACAAUAACACACCCAAAAUGUCAAUUUCAAAAAAGACCUAUCUUUUACAGAUGUUUUUUACAGAUUAAAAACAUGAAUUACACAAAGAAAUGACCAGUUUUUCACACGUGUGUGAUAUUGAAGCAAACAUUGCAUUUUUCUUCUUCCAUGCCAACAAUAAUGAAACUUAUUGCAUUGUUGUUCAUUCGUCUUUUAAUUCUCGACGUGUAUUUUCCCAUCAAACCUGAAGGAAAUGCUAGGAUCUCAUGGUGCAUUCUUUAUUUCAAUAACCAACUUCAAAUGUUUGAUCUUUCUGUGAUGCAUGGACUGGACAGUCGCUGCUGCAGCUUGUUUCUCCUUUAGCAAACACGGACCAUGAAGGCCUGCCUGCUCAGGUGUGUGUGGGUCAGCCGGGGCCUCAGCCAUGCUUUGUCUGAUGCGAGUACUAACGUUGGCCCAUCCCCCACCUCUUUUUAUUGUAAGAUAACUCUCCGGUUUGUGUUGUAAAAUAAUCGUGCUCGGGUUCGUCAUCACAUCCCGACGUCCAACAUCAUGUUCAGCAAUAAAGCUUUGUUUCCCAGA